Salvia splendens (bonfire salvia) is the source of this 949-nucleotide messenger RNA. RefSeq lists its product as uncharacterized. The record is from RefSeq and is a predicted model, not a curated record. The transcript has 2 exons. Lineage: Eukaryota; Viridiplantae; Streptophyta; Magnoliopsida; Lamiales; Lamiaceae. Bases 151 to 738 code for a protein of 195 amino acids.
AUGCAGAAAACAAAGCUGAGAGACGAGAUCUAAAGUGACAGAGGGCCAAAAGCAGUUGCCUUAGGACUCUCUUUAAUUUCCAAUUGUGUGAAAAGUUUAUUGAUAUUUUUUCUAUUAGAAGAAGUGUGUGUGGUUAAGGCAGUGAGGAAGAUGUAUGUAACUAGACCGCGGUCAGUCUAUCACCACUUCCCGGGAGCUCUUUCGCUGCAGCCACAGGCGGAUGUUGCGUAUUCGGGCCACCUCGUUGUGACAGAUGAGGAAUCAGAGGCGAUGGACUCCUUCUGCUGUGGGAUUUGGAGGAAUCACAAAAUCAAUAGGCUGCCUUUCCCUUCAGACAGAGUGUUGCAGGUGGUGCACUCUUCGUUGCAGGAAGAGGUCGGCGUGAUCAAGGCUUGGUUCGUACCUGUUCUCGAUCAGCCUCUCUCGUCCAACUGCUACUAUGUCAUCAAAGCUAAGGGAAGGCGAAAAGGGCCUACACAUGUUCGAGAGAGGGAGAUGUCGGGAUGUGCAGCUGUAGGCGUCCUCGUGUGGAGUCGAAAACAAGGCCUUUUGAUCAUAGGGAUAGGUAGCAGCAGUUGGAGAUUAGGCCAUUUCAUGGUGGUGGUUUUUGUGCUAGAUCAGUGGAAUGGGAUGGUCACCCUCCAAGUUUCCUCAGCAAAGGUGGGUGGGAAGUCUACAAGGCGCCUUCGUGCAGACGGACGCCUCCAUUGGGGUUCCCUGACAGGGACCUCCCACUGAGCGCGAGGCGCUCCACUCCUGUAGUGGUGGGGAGGUGGUACUGCCCUUGUGUUAUGGUGAAGGACGAGGAGAUGAGGGCGGCCGAGCAGAUGAAAAAGUGUAUGGUGUAUGAGGUGAGCCUGAAGCAGUGGUGGGAGCAGAUACAUUCUGUGGAGAAAGAAGGUGGUGGGAAGGAUGCUGUGGUUGUGGAUGCGAGGGUGAGGAGGCUGGU